AUGCCGCCAACAACAUCCACUACACCCACAUGCAUCCAACCGUCGUCCUCAUCGAUCGGCGGAUUCGGAAAAGCCGACGACAACGUGCGAAUCCUUCUGAUGGCGUCGGUACGCAAUGAGUUUGGCGACACGUCGAUAUUCUCGCGGCUCGGUGUGACGGCUCUCGGACAACACUAUGUGUUGGUUGUGAGGAAGAAGAUGUUCGGAGGGUAUACGACGCACAUGAUCACGGCCAACAUGCGUAACCGUCCAUUCAUCUCUCCCCCAUUCAAAGUGUCCACCGGCUCCCAAUCGAUCGAAGAAUCUCGAGACCUCAUCGAUCGUCUCACCACGGCUCUCGGCCGCCCGGGAAUGUUCAGUUUCGACGAUCCACCGAUUGGAUCUCAAUUCCAAGUGGGCAAAGAUCUGAUUCAAUUGGAUGAGGUGCCCGUGGAGGUCCAUAACAAUCAGGAUAAGUAUUUGGAGAAGGGCGACGAGAUAUUCUGCGAGGUCAAUGUGACCGGAGUGAAAUUCUAUCAUACGGGAAUAUAUGCGGGCGAUGGAAUGGUUUAUCACUUUGUUUGUGAUGGACAAGAAUCCGAAUCCCUCGCCGAAGCGCUUGCAGUGUUCAGUGGUGUAUCCGCACAUGUUGUAUACGAUACGUGGUUUGAGUAUGUCUACGCACUCGUCGAGGUGUCAGAUGUGCCGCCCAAGAUUCUCAGGGCAUCACAUCCACUCAUUUGUAGGAGUGGAGAUCAGAUCGUAAAAUACGCGGAACACCUGCAACGUGAACUCGAAAACUACGACAUCCGUCGCUCGAACUGUCAACACUUCUCAUCGGAGUGCUCCACCGGCGUCGCCUUCUCCUACGACAUGACUUCAGCCUUCAAAUAUUUCGCGUGUUCCGUUCUGAAACCCACAUCGACCGUCGUCAACGCGAUGACUCGCUCGAAUCGAGAUCGAUCGAGCUUCGCGAGUAAUAGCACGUCUUCUUGA
Messenger RNA from Caenorhabditis remanei, 975 nucleotides. RefSeq lists its product as uncharacterized. The record is from RefSeq and is a predicted model, not a curated record. Gene Ontology annotation, biological process: cell morphogenesis. Bases 1 to 975 code for a protein of 324 amino acids. NCBI's taxonomy places the organism in Eukaryota, Metazoa, Nematoda, Chromadorea, Rhabditida, Rhabditidae. The transcript is spliced from 4 exons.